Aedes aegypti (yellow fever mosquito) is the source of this 2234-nucleotide messenger RNA. Its product is annotated as zinc finger protein 41. Gene Ontology annotation, cellular component: nucleus. Bases 164 to 2128 code for a protein of 654 amino acids. The transcript is spliced from 2 exons. The record is from RefSeq and is a predicted model, not a curated record. NCBI's taxonomy places the organism in Eukaryota, Metazoa, Arthropoda, Insecta, Diptera, Culicidae. Gene Ontology annotation, molecular function: RNA polymerase II cis-regulatory region sequence-specific DNA binding; zinc ion binding; DNA-binding transcription factor activity. Gene Ontology annotation, biological process: regulation of transcription by RNA polymerase II.
GUGACAGAUUUUAUAGCAACGUCUCGUCGUCCGUCACGGAUCGAAAAUAUAAACAAGCGCAAAUUUUGAUGCAAUUUUUGUUAUUUUCCCGAUUUUUGUGUAAAAGUAGUGCAAAAUUUUGUAUUUUUUCUAUAUCAUCCAGUGAAAAUAAACGGCUGCAGUAAUGCAGAAGCCGAGCUAUCGCCGGAUCUGCUUCAUCCCGGGCUGCCCGUCGCAGGCAGGGGAAGUAACGUUUCUGAGCGCGUACAAAUCCGACGGAUUGCAGCGCUGGUGGAGUGAAUCGGAGUGGUCCAGCCACCGGAAGAACAAAACCAUUCCGAAGAAUACGCGGGUUUGUGAGAAGCACUUCGAGGAGCGGUACAUUGAUAGGAGUUACAAGAUGCCACGGUUGUUCCCGGACGCUUGGCCGACACUUAAUCUGAUAGAACCGACACCGGAAGAGCUGGCCAAGCAGAGAAUCGAUGGGAGGGGACGACCCCGGGAAGUGAAGACCGAGUUCAAUCCGAGGGCUUUCUGUCGGCUGUGUGGAAGGCGGGAAAAGCGAUCGCUAGAGUAUCAGUUGGAGCACCUAAAGGACGGCGAAGAGGUGCUGAAGUUUUGUCUCGGGCAGUUUUAUGAGAGGGAUGAUCUUCCGCGGGGAGUUUGCAUCACUUGUAUGGAAUCGGCGGAAUCUUUUGUGGAGUUUGCGAAAACGUGCGAAGAAGUUCAGCGGAAGCUGGACACAAUAUUCAGCCAAAACGAAGCGCUAAAGGUAGAACCGGAUUGCCAGAUGUUGGACAAUGUGAAUUUGAAACAGGAGAAAGUUGAAGAAUCGUUUGAGGAGAUACAGGAAGAUCAGUACGAGACAGAAUAUCUGGUGGAAGUGGUUGAAGAUUCGAAAAUGACUGAAGUAAAGGAUGAGACACUUUCGGAACACAACGAAGAAAACGAUCACGAUUUCCCCACGAUGGAUGACGAGCGAGGAUCGGGUCCUGAUACGUCUGAUUCAGAUGAGGAGUACAAAGAACACGAUCAUAGAUCCAAUGAAGACAUAAAUAAAUCUCCCGAUUUUAACAUUACUUCUAGCGUUAGCUCAUAUAGCGACUCGGACCCCGACUCAGAUGACGAGCCUCUUGCCAAACGAAUGCCCCAGAAGAAAAAGUCCGGUCCAAAGCAGAAGCAGACAAUCAAAAUCCGGGAAGACUUGGGAACACUAGACGUCGUAGAUGAGUUCCCGACCGCGGAGAAGAAAGAACGGAAAAAGGCUCCUCCAGCCCAGAGAAAAUCGCGCAAAGCUUCAACCGGUCCCGGCGAGUCCAGUCGAAUAUGCCCGAUCUGUGGCAAGAUUUUGGUCCACAAAGGAAACUUCACAUCGCACCUGAAAAUCCACAGCGAGAAGAAAGAUUACGUGUGCAACAUCUGCGGCAAGGAGUACUACAUCCGGCGGGAGCUCCAGAUGCACAUCGAGUCGCUGCACGAGAAGAAAACGUUCGUGUGCAACAUCUGCGGCAUCAAGUGCGCCUGGCGGAAGGGCUUGCAGCGGCACAUGAAGAACAAACAUUCCGACGAAAGCUCGCUGAAGCACAAGUGCACCUACUGCGGGAAGGCGUUCCUGCUGCCGAACCAGCUGCGGCUGCACGUAAUGAAGCACACUGGUGACCGGAUUACGUGCGAGAUUUGCGGCGCGGGAUACAGGUUCAACUACAUGCUGACGCAGCAUAAAAUCCGCGAGCAUGGCAUGGAGUUCAAGGGUGUCAAACUCUACAAAACUAGCAACAGAUCCCGCAAGGGCUCAGCCAUCAAACCGGAAGCAGAUUCCACUGCCGCAGCGGUAGCUUCCAUUACUACUCAGCAGAACGCUGCUAACACCCAAUUGCACUCCCAACAACCCAGUUCCGGUCCCCAUCCGGUCACGAACGUCACACCGCACGUGUUGGAACCCAGUCACGAUUCUAUGCUCUCGUCCGAGUCGUCCCAGUCGCAUUCGAUCCAACAGCAACACCAACAACACCAUCAGCCCCAGCCACUACAAUAUCAACACCCGGUGCCUACGGCUCACCUGGAACGUGUCCAUUAUCCACCGGGAUUCGUGUACGCUGCAAGUGCAGCUCCGAACAUGAUGCUUCCCCCCGGAGGAUACAGUGGAUAAAUUGGCAGUGAUGGCGGGAGAAAUUCGUAACAACAAGGAGGUGAGUAGAAGACUUUUCGAUUUAUUUGCUAAUAAAACUUCCGUAACAUCGCGCUAAGGUAGAAAA